AUGGCUAAAUCCAAACAGUGGGUGUUUUUGCUACUAGCAGCGGUGGUUCUGGUUAAUGGGUAUGACGGAGAAGAAGGCAGAAGAGGGUGGGGAGGGCAGGAUCAGGGAGGAAAAGGGUGGGAGUUUCCACCAGCAGCAGGUGGUCCUGCCGGUGGUGGUGGGUGGGGAGGGGGGGAUCAGGGAGAAACAGGGUGGAAGUUUCCACCAGGUGAAGGUGGUCCUGGCGGUGGUGGAGGGAGUUGGGGGUUGCCGGAGAAGAAUAGAUACAUAUUGCAGGACUCUAAGCUUGUGGUGGCGACGGCUGCCGGCGGGAUGAGGGUGGUGAAAGGUGCCGGUGGGUUAUUCAAACAAAGUCCUAUGCAUAUUGGGUUCAUAACAAUGGAACCAAACACCAUGUUUAUUCCUCAGUAUCUUGAUUCCAGUUUGAUCCUUUUUGUUCAUAAAGGUGAAGUAAGGAUUGGUUCGAUUUAUGAAGAUGAAUUUGUAGAGGAUGAUUUGAAAACUGGAGAUUUGUACAGAAUCCAAGCUGGUUCAGCAUUCUAUUUGGUUAAUAAAGCUGAGGGUCAGAGGCUUCAGAUCAUUGCUUGCAUUGAUACCGCCGAGAGCUCCGACGAUUGGAAUGCUUUCCAGUCGUUUUUCAUUGCUGGAGGAAUAAAGCCGACAUCGGUGCUUGCCGGAUUCGGCCCCAAGACUCUAACGACAGCACUCAAUGUUUCAUAUGAUGUGAUUGGUGAGUUGCUUUACAGUCAAGGAGGAGGAGCAAUUACGUACUUGAACCCCGAUCGUGGUGGUGAUCGUGGUGGCGACCGUGGCGGUGAUCGGGGUGACCGUGGUGAUGACCGUCGCCGCCCUGACCGUGGUGGUGAUCAAGGUGACCGUGGUGGUGAUCAAGGUGAACGUGGUGAUGACCGCCGUCGCCCUGAUCGUGGACCUGAUCGUGGCCCUGACCGCGGCGGUGAUCGGGGCGAAGCGAUCCUAUGGAAGAGGUUCUUGGAGCAAGGAAAGGACGAGAGGGAAGCGCAGAUGAAGAGAAUGCUACCUGUACGCCGGAAGGACGAGAAGCCGAUAUCCUCAUGGAGGAAGCUCUUGAAAACCAUCUUCGGAGAGAACAGUAGCAACAAGUCCAAUAAGUCCUUGGACUCGUAUAAUAUCUAUGAUCGGAAAGCCGAUUUCCAAAAUGACUAUGGUUGGAGCAUCAUGGUUGAUCAGGACGAUUAUAAACAGCUUAGGAGAUCCGACAUCGGAGUUUAUCUCGUUAACCUCACCGCUGGCUCAAUGAUGGCACCACAUGUUAAUCCAACCGCAACGGAAUACGGUAUAGUAUUGAGCGGAUCUGGAAACAUACAAGUCGUGUAUCCAAACGGAACGUUAGCAAUGGACGCCGAAGUGAAAGAAGGGGACGUGUUUUGGAUCCCACGCUACUUCCCCUUCUGCCAAGUGGCUUCACGGUCGAGUCCGCUCGUGUUCUUCGGAUUCUCGACAUCGGCACACAACAACUGGCCGCAGUUCUUGGCGGGCAGAGGUUCUCUUCUGGAAACCAUGUUGUGUCCUGAGGUUGCAUCGGCAUUCGGUUUGAGCCAGGACCGGUUGAAGGAGAUUAUCACUAGUCAGAAUUAUACUACCAUCUUGCCAGCUACUCCUGCAUCACCACCAGGCGGUGGUGGUCAGGAUAUCCCUCCAGGCGGUGGCGGUGAGAUGGCACCGCCAGGCUCUGGCGGUGAAGAUGCCCCAGCCGGAGAGAGCAAGGGGAAGGGCGGUGGCGGUGAAGGUGACGUAUCGGAGGCGUCGUUAAUGGAGAAGAUGGAAUCAAAAAUAAGGAUGAAGAAGAGCAGCUUUGCGUACAAUAUGGCAAUGGGGAUGGAUUAAUGUUUAGGAGGCAGUUUUUGGGGUUUGCAUCUGUGUGUUGUUAUUGGCAUUUUAUGCUUUGUGGUUGAGGUGUUUGAUAUUUGGUCAUCAUCUGUAGUAAAUAAUGGUGGUUUAUGGUUUUUUGUUGGAGAUGAAUGGUCUUUUUACUUGGAAGGUUA
This is a messenger RNA of Cynara cardunculus var. scolymus (artichoke), 2024 nucleotides long. Its product is annotated as vicilin-like seed storage protein At2g28490. The coding region runs from base 1 to 1866 and encodes 621 amino acids. The transcript has 5 exons. NCBI's taxonomy places the organism in Eukaryota, Viridiplantae, Streptophyta, Magnoliopsida, Asterales, Asteraceae. The record is from RefSeq and is a predicted model, not a curated record.